AACUCAUUCCGUCCGGCAGAGACGCAUCUCUCAUUUCUGCCACUUCCUUGUUCCUCUAUUGUCUCUCCAAGAAGCAGAAGAAGAAUAAGAGACCCCGUACGAAUUGCUAGCUGUCAGUUCCACGAUGGGAGGCGCCUUUAGCAGCUCUUCCAAGAGCACUACUAAUAAAAAGUCGAUAGCUCAGAGCCAAGUCACCGAUGUUGAUCGAGCCAUUUUGGACUUGAAGAAUGCGCGAGAUCGGUUGACGAAAUACAAUGCCUCGUUGGAGACGUCCAUUGAAAAGCUGGUGGAGAGAGCAAAGGCCGCCAAAGAAGCUGGCCGAACACAGACGGCCCUUGGACUGUUGCGUCUCAAGAAAUACAAACAAGCGCAAGUGGAGAGUUGUCAGACACAACUGCUGAAUGUUCAUCAGAUGAUUGAAACCAUUGACAGUCAACAACGAAAUGCCCAACUUGUAGAAUCCAUGAAGGCAGGAAAGGAUGCUCUUGCCAAAUUGCAUGCCGAAACCACAGUCGAUGAUGUUCUCAAUUUGAUGGAUGAAAUCUCCGAACAACAUGGCGUCGAACAGGAAAUCACCGAUGUUAUCAACGGAGCAGUGCCCAGUCUGACGGCCGACCAAGAGGAGGCCGUCGAGGCAGAAUUGGCGGCCUUGGAAGCAGAAUUGGCAGGAACCACACCAACAACAACCACAACCACAGAAAAGCUAGACCUACCAAUAGCUCCAGGCGAUGCCUUGCCCGAGAUCAAACAGCCUGUGGCGGAGGCAAAGAAACAACCCGAGCGAGUGCCCAUUGCUGGCUAGUUUUGAUGCUUGACUAAGAGUUGAAGACAAAAGCAACGAUUUGUAAAAACGCAUAGGAUUAUUUAUUAUUCAUGGGCAACAAUCAAUAGCUCUAUUUGUGUGUGU
Molecule: messenger RNA, 907 nt
Organism: Seminavis robusta
Lineage: Eukaryota; Bacillariophyta; Bacillariophyceae; Naviculales; Naviculaceae
Source: the annotation of a GenBank genome assembly